This is a messenger RNA of Harmonia axyridis, 1901 nucleotides long. Its product is annotated as uridine-cytidine kinase-like 1. The transcript has 8 exons. Gene Ontology annotation, molecular function: kinase activity; ATP binding. The record is from RefSeq and is a predicted model, not a curated record. NCBI's taxonomy places the organism in Eukaryota, Metazoa, Arthropoda, Insecta, Coleoptera, Coccinellidae. Gene Ontology annotation, cellular component: cytoplasm. The coding region runs from base 164 to 1840 and encodes 558 amino acids.
CUACCAGUCUCUGGCCUAACCUAAAUAUUGUCUUUACCUAACCUAACUUAUCCUUAAAUUGGGAAGCUGACAUUGUAAAAUCCGAUAUUUAUUUAUUUAUUCAAAGCAAAUAUCGAAUAUAAAAUACUUUACUGUAAUAUAGAAGAUAAUUUUAAAUAUUGAAAUGGCUGCAAAAAUGAAUAUUCUUGAUCCCCUGUCAUCGGCUAGUUCAGAAAGUAGUGAUGACGGAAUAGAAGUACAGUCUGAAUGUAUUGAAGUUUUUGCUGAUGGAGAAACGGAGGAAGAAAAAAGUCCUGAUUUUUACAACCAUUCGGUUUUUCAGACAACAGUAUCUUUUCAUCCUAGACCCCCAUCCACAGGUUCUCAAAAAUCACCAAAAUGCAGAAGACAGAGAACUACUUCACUGAACCAAUCUUCGAACAAGGGAUCUAAUGAAUCAGUGAUAAGAACUUCUCAUAGAACCAUUUAUACUGCAGGAAGACCACCAUGGUAUAACAGUGAAGGUCAAAAGGUUGAACCAUUUGUGAUUGGUAUUUGUGGAGGAAGUGCAUCCGGUAAAACUACGGUUGCGGAAAAAAUCAUCGAAUCUCUCGGUGUGUCUUGGGUCACUCUUUUAAGUAUGGAUUCAUUUUACAAAGUUCUUACUCCUAAACAACAUGAAGAAUCUCACAGAAAUGAAUACAACUUUGAUCAUCCAGAAGCAUUUGAUUUUGAAAUAUUAUCAGAUACAUUGAAAAAAUUGAAGGAGGGAAGAAAAGUUGAAGUUCCUAUUUACAAUUUUGUAACACAUUCCCGAGAAUCAAGAACAAAAACAAUGUAUGGAGCAAACGUUAUAAUUUUUGAAGGUAUUUUGGCGUUUUACAAUAAAGAAGUGCGGGAUAUGUUGGACAUGAAAAUUUUUGUUGAUACUGAUGCAGAUGUAAGAUUGGCAAGAAGACUCAAAAGAGAUAUUGCUCAACGUGGUAGGGAUUUAGAAGGUGUUUUAAAGCAGUAUAAAGGUAUGGUGCAACCUUCUUUUAAUCACUAUAUUGCACCUCUAAUGGUGUAUGCAGAUAUAAUAGUUCCAAGAGGAGGAGAAAAUGAAGUCGCUAUUCAAUUGAUUGUACAACAUGUUCAUACUCAACUACAGUCGAGAGGAUUAAAAAUUCGUGAAGAAUUAGCUCAAUCUCAUGCCUUCAGUGGCCAACCCUUACCAGACACAGUCAAACUAUUACCUACAACCCCACAAAUAAGAGGUCUACAUACAUUCAUCAGAAACAAGGAUACUGCUAGAGAUGAAUUUAUUUUUUAUAGUAAACGAUUGAUUAGACUUGUAUUAGAAUACACAUUGUCAUUGAUGAAGUUCAACGCAACCAUAGUGGACACUCCACAAGGUGUUACCUAUGAAGGAAAAAGAAUGGCAACAGAUAAAAUUUGUGGGGUUUCAAUUUUGAGAGCUGGUGAAACAAUGGAACAAGCAGUAUGUGAUGUAUGUAAGGAUAUAAGAAUAGGAAAGAUUCUUAUUCAAACUAAUCUCCAAACAGGAGAGCCUGAGCUAUAUUAUUUAAGACUUCCCAAAGAUAUAAAAGAUUAUAAAGUAAUUUUAAUGGAUGCAACAGUAGCCACAGGAGCAGCAGCUAUGAUGGCCAUCAGAGUUUUACUUGAUCAUGACGUUCAACAAAGUAACAUUAUUAUAGUAUCAUUGUUGAUGGCAGAAUCUGGAGUUCAUUCUAUAGCGUACGCCUUUCCAGAUGUUCAAAUUGUGACAACUGCUAUUGAUCCUGAGAUCAACGAAAAAUUUUAUGUAUUGCCAGGUAUUGGCAAUUUUGGUGAUCGCUAUUUUGGGACGGAAUAUAAUUGAUUAUAUUUGUUGUGACUGUGAGUGAUUUUAAUGGAAAUAUACUAUUUUAUUCGCUGUUUUA